Messenger RNA from Diaporthe citri, 879 nucleotides. RefSeq lists its product as uncharacterized. Lineage: Eukaryota; Fungi; Ascomycota; Sordariomycetes; Diaporthales; Diaporthaceae. The transcript is spliced from 3 exons. The record is from RefSeq and is a predicted model, not a curated record. Gene Ontology annotation, molecular function: zinc ion binding; DNA-binding transcription factor activity, RNA polymerase II-specific. Gene Ontology annotation, biological process: regulation of transcription by RNA polymerase II. The coding region runs from base 1 to 879 and encodes 292 amino acids.
AUGUCGGAUGACAGCACGACUGCUCGCAAAACUGUUGUUGUAGGUCUGGAUUUCACCCAGACCGUUGUACAGCACGUCGCGUGCACACAGAGGGCUGAGCAAUUCCAGUGCGAUGAGACAAAACCAACCUGCGAGAACUGUGUCAAGUUCCGCAUCCCUUGCAGUUUCAACUCGAAUCCCUCGCCCCCUUCAGAUGUCUCCCCGCCGGCCAAGGACGUGCCUCGCCGACGAGGUCGGCCCCGGAAGGACUGGCUGGCAGCCGCCGCCCAAUCUUCUUCCGACGACCAUGGCCCGGGAAACAAGCCAGACCACGCAGCCGGAUCUCUCGGUACACCACCAGAACAGCCACCUCCCUACCUGAUCGGCGACCACAGCCUGAACAUCACCGACCUCCAGCUCCUCCACCACUACAUGCCCGACUGGAGGGGGCCCGUCGACCGGCUGCGCCUGCACAUCUGCUCGCUGAUGGACCCGGUCGGCUCGGACCCGCUGCUGAUCGACGUGUGCCGGGAGAGCCUGUCCGCCCUCGAGCAAAUCCGCCCGGCCUGCGAGGCGAUGUGGGGCAAGACGCCGGACGAGCCGCUGGAGAGGGACCAGGAGAGUUCUGUCUACGCCUGGCUGUACCGGCUGGGUAAUGAAUAUAUCCAGUGUCUGCAGAGGAAGGAGCAGAUUGCGCUGGUGGUGUUCGGGUACUUUGCCCUCCUGUUGAAGGAGCUCGAGGUCUUCUGGUUCAUGGAGGGGUGGGCGGAGCAUAUCAUCAUGGGGAUUGACCAGUUCCUGGACGAGGAGCACAGGACUUGGUUGGAGUGGCCCAAGGAACAGCUUGGGCUCACUGAGAUUACGAUUAAGAAGUAUAGGGAGUCCAUGGUGUUGACGUAG